AGAUGCGCAUGGAAGAACACAAGAGAAAGCUCCACCAAAAAAGUUGUUGCAUCCCGUUCGUCGCGGAAACGUGAAUCAACCCCCAUCACGAAACCAGCCAAGAACCAACGAAACCCACGCGCCCUCUCCCUACACUGCGCCAACGCAAAGAUCCAAUGCGAUUCCCGUCGCAAGACCCCUCCCGACUACGACGCCCCAACAUCUAGACAAACAAAGAAAGAAACACCAGUGCAACCCUAUCCCCGGGUUCUGGAUCUAGGCCCCCUCCCGCAUUUGGUUACCCGUCACGCCGCCAAACCCAUCGAGGGGUUCAAAAGAGUCGGAUCCCUUGACCUGGAGGAUUUUGAUUCCUGGAUAUCUCUGACGGGUAUGAACCUUACAAUCUCUACUCAACCACACAUCGAAUCUCCAAAAUGAACGCCGAUCUCGUAGACCUCGUUUUCCUAACCCGCUUCCAACCCUCAGCUACCAUAUCCUCCUCCGUCGCAAUCGACUACGAAGACCACCCUCACCACACAAUGUCAGACUCCAGCAACGGCGCGGCACCCGAGACGUGCCCCGUCGACCACAAGGCCCGCGAAGCCUGGCUCCAGCACGCCCGCGCCGCGAACCCGGACUCAGCGCAUCCUCCUCACCCGCCGCACCCGAUACCUCCAACCCAGGCGGGAUCACCACAGUCGCAGCACACAGAGUCUUCAUCCUGGACGCAGUCCCUGCUAUCUCUGACGCCCUUCUCCUCUUCCUCGGCCCCGCCGCCCUCAACGGCCACAAACGCCUCCGCGACACAACCUACCUCCGGCCCCGCCGACGCCGCCGCCGAAGUCUGUCCCGUAGACCACAAAUCCCGCGAAGCCUGGCUCGAACAAGCCCGCGCCGCCUCCGCCGCCUCCGCCGCGAACGCCUCGUCAAAUCCUCACCCACCAUACCCCGCCGACCUACCUCCAAACCCCCACCAAACACUCGCGGCCGCGCCAUCAUCACCACAGCUCUCGCAAUCAUGGACACAGUCCCUAAAGUCCUACAUCCCCUUCACCUCCUCCCCAGCACCCACACAAAAAAACAUGCCGAACAUCCCACCCUCCGCAUCAGCCGUCAAAUCAGGCCUCGACACCGACCGCGAAGUCUCGACGAUCCCCCGGACAGCAACCUCAGCGUACCCUGGGAACAGUCGCCCAUCCAACCACGAACAGGAGACGGGCUCGGACGAGGCGACGGGAAACUGGAUCUACCCUUCCCAAAAGAUGUUCUUUGACGCGAUGAAGCGCAAGGGCCACGAUACCCGCGCACAGGAUAUGGCGACAGUGGUGCCGAUCCACAAUGCCGUCAACGAGAGGGCGUGGAAGGAGAUUAAAGAAUGGGAGGCGCCUUACCUCGAAGGCACAGCGUAGGUCCCCCUAACUUCCCGUUGUUCUGGAUUCGAUCCAGUCAUCCAUCCAUCUACCAUACAAAUGCACAAGAAAGCUAACACAAGCC
This is a messenger RNA of Colletotrichum phormii, 1473 nucleotides long. RefSeq names its product cytochrome c/c1 heme lyase-domain-containing protein. NCBI's taxonomy places the organism in Eukaryota, Fungi, Ascomycota, Sordariomycetes, Glomerellales, Glomerellaceae. The coding region runs from base 414 to 1388 and encodes 324 amino acids. Gene Ontology annotation, molecular function: holocytochrome-c synthase activity. Gene Ontology annotation, biological process: cytochrome c-heme linkage. The record is from RefSeq and is a predicted model, not a curated record. Gene Ontology annotation, cellular component: mitochondrion. The transcript has a single exon.